Messenger RNA from Monosiga brevicollis MX1, 798 nucleotides. RefSeq lists its product as uncharacterized. Gene Ontology annotation, cellular component: BLOC-1 complex. Lineage: Eukaryota; Choanoflagellata; Craspedida; Salpingoecidae. The record is from RefSeq and is a predicted model, not a curated record. Bases 1 to 798 code for a protein of 265 amino acids. The transcript is spliced from 6 exons.
AUGGGCAAGAACAAGAAUCGAAAAAAUCGCAAAAACACUGGCGACGGCGGCGGCGGCGGCGGUGAUGGCCGUGGUGAUGACAGCAGCACUGCUGCCAAGCCGACGACAGGGGUGGAGGAGCCUGUGGGGCAGGCGAGCAACGAUCAUGAGCCGGAGGCGCCCGUCACCACCGCGCCACCAGCAUCGUCCAGUGACUUGUCAAAGCCUGCCGCAGAGAAAGCAGAGUCGGAGCCGGAGCCGAAAAAGCAGGUGCCAGCAAAGCAGGCGGAAGAAGCUGUGGCUCAACCUGAUGCGCCGAGUCAGGCCAUUGACGAAAAGGAGGCCCCCGAGCCCGAGGCCACUGACAUUCAAGCCCUUAUUCAGGAGAUUGCGACUCAGUACGCCAGCUAUGCCCGCCUGGACGUCGAUGUUGUUCGCAAAGAGCUCAGCAACGUGGACACGGCCACAGAGGUGUUGCUGGCACGUAUUGAUGAGACCCAGGGCGUGGUCGAUAGUCUAACCCAAGAGCGCCAAGAGCUCACAGACAAGGUGCUGCCUGCUCUUCAAGCCAACUGUGAGAAGCUCGUGGGUCUCUUCAUGGUCAUUGAGCAGCUUGACGCCUUGGUGCAAGGACUGCGCGCGAACGUGGAUGAGGUUGAAUCCCAGCUCACUGCCCUUGAUGGCAACAAGACGCUCAUGUCCUCGAUGCUAGGUCGCAUGAAACUCACUUCCUUCUUCUCGCGAGGCAAUGCAACCCAAGCGCCAGCCAACGCCGACGCAAGCAAUGCUUCCGCCAACGCAGCCUCUCCCAUUUCGUGA